This is a messenger RNA of Gongylonema pulchrum, 342 nucleotides long. The record is from the annotation of a GenBank genome assembly. Lineage: Eukaryota; Metazoa; Nematoda; Chromadorea; Rhabditida; Gongylonematidae.
AAAAUUCUGGCCGAUAAACGACUGCUGGAGAACGCUCAGCAAGUGAAAAUAAUUGAGGAGCAGAUUGAGUAUACACAUCGCCUUCUUGAGAACAAGAGAAUUCUGGUCGGACGCUGGCAAAACGAUGUCAUGCAGAAAGUUCAUAAGGAAGACCUAUUGGUAUUGGAGCAGGAGAAUUUGGAUAUGGAGCGCAAAAUGGUAGACUGGUGCAAAGAGAAUCAACGCUUGCUCGGUAUCUUUCAGGCGAUGAAAGAUCGAGAAGUCGAGAUGAUUUUUGCUGCUGAGCGUUGCUUGCAGCGAAACAGACGUGCAAGGGUAUGCGCCCUUUCAGGAAUUCGCUGA